CACAUACGUGACAUUGUAGCUGGUGCACUUUUCCGGCCCCAGCGUUCCAGCACAAAAUCCCCGGAACUGCACGCAACGAACGCACGAUGGAUCAUUUAUCCAAACCAGAAGUGAGCGCGGUCGUCGAGUUCGACUACACGGCCAAGGAACCGGACGAGCUGACACUUAAAAAGGGUGCCAUCAUUACGAACAUCAAAGUGCAGGAUGGUGGCUGGUGGGAGGGCACACUGGUCGCUACCGGCCGUACCGGCGUGUUUCCGGACAACUUUGUCCGUGUGCUAGAAUCGCAGGACAAGUCGCAGGUCGUACUCAGAGAUAAAAGUGCAACGCUAAAUCGAAGGUGUAAAGUCAUUUACAGCUACCAAGAGAACAAAGCCGACGAACUAACGCUUGCGGUUGGUGAUGUUAUCGAGUUUUUCGAAGAGGUCGAGGAAGGAUGGUGGCGCGGAAAGCUAAACGGGCGUGUAGGUGUUUUUCCGUCCAACUUUGUAGAAAUGAUUGAAUCCGUAUCUCCCAAAUCGUCCAGCCGCAAAAGUGGCAACGUGGGUGGAUUGGGUGUAACAGCGAUCGAUAGCAGCACCAGCAGCACCGGUCUAACGGGGACAGGUGGAGGAUCGUUGGGCGUAAGCCUUUCGAAAAACAACAGCCUCAACAAAAGCCGCACCAGCUUGAACAGUUCGCGGGAAGACCUCGAUCGGCACGAUGCACCUUCACUCCCUCCGAAACCGGUACGGGAGCUGUGUAAGGUACUGUUCGCCUAUCAACCUGCCAACGAGGACGAACUGAAGCUGGUCGAAGGUGACAUCAUAACGAUCCUCUCGAAGGAACUCCCGGAUAAAGGCUGGUGGAAGGGGGAACUUCGCGGGCGGGUUGGUGUAUUUCCGGACAAUUUCGUUUCCCUUCUCCCGCCGGAAGGUGGUAAAUCGUCCGCCAACAUAUCGGCCUCGGUACGAUCACUUGCCAGCAGUACACCGGGCAUCGGGACCGGCACCGGCAGUCUACACCAUCCGGGUGUAGUUUCACCGAUAAAAGACCCACUGCACGUUCCGAAACCGGAUCGUCCACCCGCGGCUAGCAAGAUGCAAAUGUUUACCAAGCAAACAUCCAAUUCCUCAGCCUCGGCGACUGCUUACCGCAAGGAAAGCUUCGGUUCGAAAGAUUCGUUGAACGAAUCCACCGGCAGUGUCGGAAGUGUUGGUGGCACGGGUUCGGUGACCGGUUCACCGACGUACAACAGUGUUGCCGCACACCGCAAAUCGCUCGAAAGCAAAACCACGGACAGUUCGGUGGCGGCAACGGGUGUCGUAACGGAAAAGCCUCCGCGCAAAAGUUUGGAAAACAAAGCGUCCGAUAUGCGCAAAAGUUUGGAAAAUCUGGACGAUAAGAAGGCUACACCGCCACCAGUGCUCGGUAAGAAGCCACAGGUUCCGAUCAAAAAAUCCCCUUCCAUUACGAGCGUAACGGGGAAUCUAUUUUCGGGGUUGAAACAAAAGGUGAAGGGUGGUGGUGCGUCGAUUGACAAGAUCGACAAAACCGUGGACGAACGUGAUGGUGUCGGGAGCAGCAAGGUAAAGUCGGAGGUGGCGGAUAAUGGGGACCGAUCGAUCGUUGGCGAACGGAUCGAGGUAGAGCUGGGUCACGUUGAACGAGGCACCUCGGUACUGAAGGAUAUGCGUGCGAACCGGGCCAAGGCACCGAAAAGGCGGCCACCUUCGUCACCGAGCAGUAUUAUUACAACCGAUCCGAAUGCAACCGGUAGUAUCACGACCAACGGUGGUGGAGGUUCGUUGAGCAAUGGAAAUUCUGGCCUCUUCAAUCAACUGUCGCUUUCGUUCGAGGCGGACAGUCCUAAGCCGGAUCUGAACGCAUCUUUCGGUUCGAACUCCUCUACCCUAGCCUCGGGGGGUGAUGGGGAAGAAUCGUUGCCCAAGGUACCGAAACCACGCGAAUGGGAAAAGAAUAAGGUACCGUGGAUGGACGAGCUGAAAGCGAGCCAGGCAAAGAAGACAACCGCUGCGGAAAGCAAAUCACCCGAGCACCAUCAUAACGUCGUUUCGUCCUCACAAACCGUCAGCACCGGAAAUAGUCACUUUCAGCAGGAAGAGACAAAUAUUUCCAAAUCAUUCCAUGCGAGUUCCAGCAGCAGCACUACCACCACCACCGGAACUCCACCGAUCGUACCGUCCGGGAAUGCUGUUCGUGCACGGCUAAUGGAACGAUCUGCCACAACGACAAGCGUUCCUUCGGAAAGCAAUCAUUCCACCAGCAGCGGACCUAAUAUGAACAGUUCCUUCGAUCUGAUUGCGUCGUGCAAUCGGAAGGAACCCGUCAGCAGUAGCGGUGGUACGACUUCGCUUCAGCAGCAACAUCUUCCCACAGCCAUCGAUACGUCCGGCGUAAGCGCAAUGACCAAAUCGAUGUCCGCUCUGUCCACCACUACGACCAAGAUUGCCAUUUCUGCAUCGUCCACCGGUACGGUUUCGUCGACCACGACGGCGGUCACCGAAAACAACGGCACUCACGAACCGGAGACAAAGGCCGGCACCGUCCCGGCCGCUGCACCCUCGCCAAACAGUCGUCCGGUCAGUGUGAACCUUCGGAGCACAAGCAUUUCGCCAACGCCACAGAACCGCAAUGCCAAAACGAUUCAUAUCGUGGGUAGUAGCAUCAGUAAGCCUCCUUCUUCCUCCUCGACCAUGCUGGCGGCGGAAACGACAAACACUGCUACCCCGGCCGUCUCGAUGGACAACGUGUGCAAUCGGGUGCAGGAGCUCGAGCAGAAGGUGACCCGUAUGGAGCGACAGCUGGCGACACAGAACGGGCUGAUCGAGGAGCUGACGCGGAUGUUGCGCGGCGAAUCGGACAAGGUAAAGACGCUACAGAAGGAGCUAGAAAAGUAUGCACAGUGCGUCACACAGGUAUGAUGAAUGGAG
This is a messenger RNA of Anopheles maculipalpis, 2933 nucleotides long. RefSeq names its product mucin-5AC-like. The record is from RefSeq and is a predicted model, not a curated record. Gene Ontology annotation, molecular function: protein binding. The transcript is spliced from 4 exons. The coding region runs from base 87 to 2924 and encodes 945 amino acids. Lineage: Eukaryota; Metazoa; Arthropoda; Insecta; Diptera; Culicidae.